Molecule: messenger RNA, 1833 nt
Organism: Mucor velutinosus
Lineage: Eukaryota; Fungi; Mucoromycota; Mucoromycetes; Mucorales; Mucoraceae
Exons: 7
Coding region: 1-1833 (610 amino acids)
Biological process (GO): protein import into peroxisome membrane
Cellular component (GO): peroxisomal membrane
Molecular function (GO): protein-macromolecule adaptor activity
Source: RefSeq, a predicted model, not a curated record
AUGACUUUUAUCACUUCUGUCAAGGACUAUGUAAAGAGACAUAGACAAGGCUUGUUGGUCACUGCAACCAUUGUGGGCGGAGGCUAUUUUGCAGGCAAAUAUGCGACCAACAAAAUCAGAGACAUGCAAGAAAAGUCAACAGCCGAGAGACUUGCCAAAGAAAACUUGAAACGUCGAUUCCAACAAAACCAAAAUGACUGCGUCUUUACAGUGCUCUCUCUUUUGCCUACAUUGGGAGAUCAAAUCUUACAUGAAAUGAACAUUGAAAAGGAUUGGGCCAAAUUACAGGAAUCCAGAAAGUUGGAAAAGAUUGAAUUGAGAUUGAGAAAAGAGAGGGAGGAGGCUGCACGUUUGAAGGAAGAACAAGAAGCCAUGUCUCAAUUGAGCGAUGAAAAGGAUAUCAACGAAUCGGGCAUUCUUGUCGACGCUGAUGUAUCAUCAUCUACUACCACCACCACUUCACCUACAGACGAACAGCACAAAGAACAAGAGGAGGACCAACAACAACAACAAGCCAAAUCGCCUAAACCACAACCGUUGGCAUUGGACUCCAGUGUGAGCAGCCUCUCUACUUCUGUUACUGUGGAACAAGAGGAUGGUAGACCUGUGCCUGAGGGUAUUUUGGACAAGAAAGAAAAGCAUCUUCUUUGGGAGGAGAUCAAGACAAAGAGUUUUACAAGAACAUUCACAUCCAUCUAUUCGGUUACCUUGUUGACACUAUUAACACAUAUCCAACUGAAUUUACUGGGUCGCUUUACCUACAUCUGGUCCGUCUCUGUGCUCAAUAAGAGCGAGCCCACGAUUCGAUUGCAACAAGAAGGAGAAGAACCCGAUGUCGGCUUUCUGGACCCUCAAGUGGAGCGCAUGUUUUUAAGUGCAAGCUGGUGGUUACUUCAUCGCGGUUGGAAGCAGUGUGCCGAAAGAGUGCAGACAGCUGUUGAGCAAGUAGUGUCUGGCAUUCCCUUGAAGAGCACCUUGGACUACAGUGAAGCUGAAGAAUUACUACAAAACCUGCGUAGAGCUAUUGAAUUUGACGAUGAGGGAAAGCCCAUUAGCUAUCGCACAUGGAUGUUGCCUGACAACGACAAGGAGGAAUUGGAGUUCAUUCGUGGCGCUGGAUUUGACGAGGAUCAAGACAUUUACAGUAACAAUAGCAACAGCAGCACUAUCACACUUAAAAAGCUUCUAGACGAGACCAAAGACUUUAUUGAUAGCCCUGAUUUCAAUCAGGUGUUGGGAUCUUGCUUGGAUGAAGUGUUUGCCAUAUUUGACCAUCAUGCUUUUGUCACUGCCUUGUUGCCUGCAAAUGAGCCCAUGGCAUCGAGUAUCAGAGAAGUGACAGCAGCAGAAGCAGUUACAUUGGAGCAAGGCAAGCGAGUUUCUUUGGCUAAUUUGUUGCCUACCAUUGGUAGACAAUCUCAUCUUGUAAUUGCUGGCAAUGAAUACCUGAAUGCAUUUGCGUAUAUUAAAGAAUUACAAGCUUUCUCUGCAUUAAUCUAUACACAAUACGGCGAUGAAAUUGUCUCUGCUGUGGCCAACGAGCAUGUUCACAUCUUGGCUGAUGAGUCAAUUACCAUUAUGCCUGGACCUGAUGGACACAAUGUGAUUCCUGUCGUUCAGACAAUAGAUGGUGUUGUCACCAUUUAUUAUUAUACCAUUACUGGCGAACAGACGAUCGUCAAUGGGGGGGGGGGAUCAACAGCUAUUAAUGGCGUGGACAAUGAUUUGGCGGAAUAUUCCAAUAUCGCCAACGCCAUGAGAAACAUGGAAGCAUUUGAGCACCAAGUCUCGUCAUCAGCAUCAGCAUCAGCAUCGGCAUCAGCAUCAUUAUAA